AUGGACAUGAGCAGGAACCAGCUCAGCGGCGCGAUACCGGCCGAAUUGGGCGCCAUGCCGGUGCUCAGCGUCCUUGACCUUUCGUCGAACGAGCUCUCCGGCGCGAUACCUCCGGAGCUUGUGAAACCAAACCUCAACGCCCUCAACCUGUCCUCCAACCACCUCAGUGGCCAGGUCCCGAUCGGGUUCGCCACGGGGGCCUACGACAACAGCUUCCGCGACAACCCCGGCCUUUGCACCGAGGCUCCGGUACCCGCCGGCGUGCGCUCCUGCGCUGCGGCGGGAUCACAAGACAGGGGUUCUUCCCGAGGCGUCUCACAUGCACUCCGCACGGGCCUCCUCGUCGCUGGCGGCGCGCUCCUCGCCGCCGCGGCCUUCGCCCUGCUACUCGUCCGCGACAUCAAGAAACGGCCGCGCGUCGCGGUCCGGGACGAGUGGAAGAUCACGCCGUUCGUCCAGGAUCUGGGCUUCGGGGAGGCAUCCAUACUCCGGGAGCUGACAGAGGAGAACCUCAUCGGCCGCGGCGGUUCCGGCCACGUGUACCGGGUCACCUACACCAACCAGCGUGCUUACACGAACAAGGUGAACGAGAAGGUUGACGUCUACAGCUUCGGCGUCGUUCUUCUGGAGCUCACCACCGGAAAGGAGGCCAGCGCCGGCGGUGAGCACGGCUGCCUGGCGGAAUGGGCGCGGCACCACUACCAAUCAGGGGGGAGCAUCCCUGAUGCCACAGACAAGAGCAUCAGAUACGCAGGGUACUCUGAGGAGAUCCAGGUCGUAUUCAGGCUAGGCGUGCUGUGCACCACAGAUAUGCCGUCGUCGCGGCCAAUCAUGAAGGACGUGCUGCAAAUCUUGCUCAAUUGCAGCGAGCAGACGCGCCAGAAGAGCAAAAUGGAGAAUGGCCAGGAAGUGGAAAGGCCUGACACUACAUCAAUGAUACAGGGAAAAUAUCCAGCACUUCGGUUCAAGCAACAGUUGACAGCAUAUGUCGAGAAGAUAUAUGGGAUAAUCGGAUAUAGCCUGAAGAAUGCAGAGGACGGGAACCUUGGCCUUCUGCGAUUGGAGCUCGAUCCGAUCCAGAUCAGAGAGUUCUCCACAGGGACGGAGGUGGACGCUGAGCUCCAGAAGGGACCUGUACACGGGGGCGACCGGUGUCCACGGCGGGGACAGUGGCGAGCGCAGUCGAUGGAGGGCAUGGGCCAACCGGCGGAGGCCAAGCACGUCUCCUCGGCAGCUGCGAUGACGGCGCGGGCGGGGGGCGCAGGGGCCGCUCGUGUCAGAGGCACCAAGAAGCACCCCAACCACCGUAAAAGAGCUUUAAAGAGAAUAUACCAUGCUUGCAAGACCAAUAAGGUCUGUGGUGAGGGUGAUGACCUUGAUGUCCAGCAGCAGCAAGAUACUGAUGAGCAUGUAAAGAUAAGAGGUGGCUGUGGUGCUCAGCAGCCAAUUAUUACAGUUGAUGGUAUGAAGAUGCUUGUGGAAUUCAAAGCACCAAAGAAGAAAAAUGAUGAUCGAGAGCAACUCUCUGAGUCAGUGGAACCGAAUCAGAUUCUCUCUGCUGAGAGGGUCCUUAACAUUCUCAAGCGUAUAUCUGACGGGGAGUGUCUUCUGUUGGGCUUACAUCCCAAAUUGGCCCGUCCAGAUUGGAUGAUACUCCAGGUUCUUCCAAUUCCUCCACCCCCUGUUAGACCUUCUGUCAUGAUGGGAACUUCUUCCAAAAGCGAGGAUGAUUUGAUUCAUCAAUUAGCUAUGAUAAUUCGGCAUAAUGAGAACUUGAGGAGGCAAGAGAGAAACGGAGCUCCAGCUCACAUUAUAGAGGAGUUUGCUCAGUUGUUGCAAUUUCACAUUGCUACAUACUUUGAUAAUGAACUUCCUGGCCAACCCAGGGCCACACAGCGUUCUGGAAGGCCAAUUAAAUCAAUUUGCAGCAGGCUAAAAGCAAAAGAAGGUCGAGUUAGAGAAAACUUGAUGGGGAAGCGAGUUGAUAUCUCAGCCCGUACUGUUAUCACACCAGAUCCAAAUAUUAACAUUGAUGAAUUGGGUGUGCCAUGGAGUAUUGCUUUGAACCUGACAUAUCCUGAAACUGUCACUCCAUAUAACAUUGAGAGGUUGAAGGAACUUGUACUAAAUGGGCCUCAUCCUCCCUCAGGGAAAACAGGUGCAAAGUACAUUAUUAGGGAAGAUGGUCAGAGGCUUGAUCUUCGUUAUGUGAAGAAAAGCAAUGAUCAGCAUUUGGAGCUUGGUUACAAGGUGGAGAGGCACCUCAAUGAUGGAGAUUUUGUUCAUUUCAAUCGGGAAGAGGUUGGUCCAGAUGCUGCACGCAAGUUCUUAGGUUAUACACAGGGGCUUGUCAACUACUGGCUUCUUCAAAAUGGUUUCAGUAUUGGAAUUGGAGAUAUGAUUGCAGAUGCAGACACAAUGAAAAGCAUUAAUCGAGCAAUUUCUAGUGCUAAGGAUAGUGUGAUGAAACUUAUUAAACAAGCACGCGACAAGAAAUUGGAAGCUGAGCUAGGACGCACCAUGAUGGAGUCAUUUGAAAAUAAAGUAAAUGAGGUUCUCAACACGGCUGGUAAUAUGGCUGGAAGCAGUGCGCAGAAGCGCUUGUCUGACAGCAACAAUUUGAAGGCUAUGGGUCUGACAACGCAAGAAUUUUUCUUUCAUGCUAUGGGUGGUAGAGAAGGACUGAUUGAUACGGCUGUGAAGACUUCAGAGACUGGGUAUAUCCAACGGAGGCUUGUGAAAGCUAUGGAGGACAUCACGGUGAAGUAUGAUGGCACUAACUGUGUUAGAGGGGAGGUUCAUAAUCUAGAAGCUGACAGGUUCCAGCUUGGGACUGAGAUUGCUACAAAUGGUAAUCAUACAUGGCCUUUGCCUGUCAACCUCAAGUGGCUUAUCUGGAAUGCCCAGAAGACAUUCAAGAUUGACAUCAGAACAUGUUCUGACAUGCACCCAAUAGAAAUUGUGGAAGCAAUAGAUAAGCUGCAAGAAAGACCGAAAGUUGUGUCUGGUGAUGAUGCUAUAAGCAUUGAGGUUCAGAAGAAUGCCACCUUGUUCUUUAAUAUCUAUCUUCAUGCCACAUUUGCUAGCAAGAGGGUCUUGAAGGAAUACAUGCUUACAAGGGAAGCAUUUGAGUGGAUUAUCGAUGAGAUUGUUUGGAGGUUUUCACAGUCUUUGGUGGCCCCUAGUGAAAUGAUUGGAUGUGUUGCUGCGCAGUCCAUUGGGGAACCAACAACUCAAAUGACUCUGAAUACCUUCCAUUUUGCUGGUGUCAGUGCCAAGAAUGUUACCCUUGGAGUUCCCAGAUUGAGAGAGAUCAUUAAUGUCGCCAAGAAGAUAAAAACUCCAUCGAGCCUGGGAGUACACCACACUCGUAGUGUGACUCAUGCCACUGAAGUAUGGUAUGAUCCUGAUCCUAUGGGAACCAUCAUUGAAGAGGAUUUGGAAUUUGUCCGGUCAUGUUAUGAAAUGCUUGAUGAGGAUAUUGACCUAGAUAAGAUUUCUCCUUGGCUGCUGCGUAUUGAGCUUAAUCGUGAGAUGAUGGUUGAUAAGAAGUUGAGCACGGUGUUUAUAAAAGAGGUGAAAGUUAACAAAUUGGAUGUGAAUGAUGGUUUCAAAGAACAUAAGGAAUGGAUGCUUGAUACAGAAGGUGUUAAUCUCUUGGCUAUCAUGUGUCAUGAGGAUGUUGAUGCUACAAGAACAACAAGUAACCAUUUGACUGAAGUGAUUGAGGUUCUUGGAAUUGAGGUUGUUCAUCGAGCUCUCUUUGAUGAACUUUGGGCAGUCAUAUCUUUUGAUGGAUCCUAUGUAAAUUAUAGGCAUCUGGCUGUUCUUUGCGAUACAAUGACAUACAGAGGUCAUCUGAUGGCUAUUACAAGGCAUGGUAUCAAUCGCAAUGACACUAGACCUCUUAUGAGAUGUUCUUUUGAAGAAACUAUGGAUAUCUUGUUCGAUGCCGCUAUACAUGCCGAAUCUGACUACUUGAGAGGUGUCACUGAGAACAUUAUGCUUGGCUAG
Molecule: messenger RNA, 4014 nt
Organism: Miscanthus lutarioriparius
Lineage: Eukaryota; Viridiplantae; Streptophyta; Magnoliopsida; Poales; Poaceae
Source: the annotation of a GenBank genome assembly